This is a messenger RNA of Lotus japonicus, 477 nucleotides long. RefSeq lists its product as uncharacterized. The coding region runs from base 10 to 477 and encodes 155 amino acids. Lineage: Eukaryota; Viridiplantae; Streptophyta; Magnoliopsida; Fabales; Fabaceae. The record is from RefSeq and is a predicted model, not a curated record. The transcript is spliced from 2 exons.
GUUCCAGGGAUGACAGAGUCCUUUUUCUUUGGUGAAUCACAAUUGAUACAUGCUGCUGGAUUGGAAAAUGAUAAUCCAGAGGAGCAACCAUCACUAGCUGAACCUCCGAUUAUAUCUAUAGAUGUCUCUCAUUUGUAUCAUACUGAUCAGCGUUUCCCUUUGAAAGAUGAUCUUAUGAAAUGGGUUCGCGACAUUUCUAUGGCAAAUAAUUUUGUUUUGGUGACAACAAAGUCUGAUAGUGGUGCGAAGGGAAGAAAAGAAUAUGUCAUUCUGGGGUGUGAGAAGCAUGGUGCGUAUAUUCCCUACAGAGAACCGGAUCUUGUUGAAGGAACGUCAACACAAAAGACAGGUUGUCCUUUUAGGCUAAAAGGACGACGUACGAAAGAUGAUAAAGGUUGGUGGUUGAAGGUGAUGGACGGUAGACACAUCCAUCUCGCAGCUGAGUCACUAGUUGGCCACAAUUUUCUGGUAGACUGA